AUGGAACGCGAAGGACUUCUCGGUGACGUUAAGGAUCACCAAUCUUCAUCUCAAAUUCCUCGGCGCCUAGCAGUGAUAACUGUUCUGGCAUUCUUGAUAUUUCUUGGCAUACGGAAUACAAUUACCGACCUAACACCAUCAACAAUUGCAAUGAAUAAAACACUACCGGCAGAAUCAAUUUUCAACAUAACCAGCAGUGAAGUUGAGGAUCCACUUUUUGCAUAUAAUUCGUCCGACUGUCCCUACGAGGAAUGGAAUCAGGUCACAACCACCAUAAUUCCUAACACAGAGGUCCAUGACAAAUGGAUGAGAACCUGGAAGCCUAUAGAUGAGCCUUUUCUCUAUCACACAAAGCCUUCUGCAAUGUCUGCAUUUGCACAAAAAGAUCAGAUUAGCGUGGCACUGACGUCCACUAAUUUAAUAAAUUCAACAAUGUAUUGCCGUUACUACGAUUGCCGUCGGAAAGAGAUCAGUGAUCCAUUUCAAAGUAUUAUUUUUCACAAGUCAACGGUUUUUUGUGCUCGACGGCCCAAUGCAAAGUAUAUUGCGGUUUCUCUGACUUUAGACGAAAUUCCUGACUAUUCAGUUCCAAUCGUUCCAAGAAUUGGAAAUCCACCUCACUACUUCACUAUUUGCAUGGCACCUCUUUAUGGUGAUGAGCCUAAAUUUCUGCAAAUCGUGGAUUUUAUCGAAUACCAUAAGCUCCAGGGCGCCACGUUUUUCCACAUUUACUUGAGAAAUGUCACAGAUUACGAUAGAAUGAUGCUAGAUGAAUAUGUUAAAACGGGUGACAUUGAGAUCAUAAAAAUGCAUGAUCACUUUUGGAGAGCAGAUUAUAUGUGGCAUGAAGUUCAAAUUAAUGACUGCCACCAUCGCAGCAAGUAUUUCUCAAAAUGGACAGCUCUGAUAGAUAUUGACGAGAGGUUGGAGAUUAGAAAUGAGCAAUUUAAGACAGUGGUGGACUAUUUAGACUCAAUCCACAAUGCGUCAGUUGCGAACCUACAUUUUCGAGUAAAAUGGGUUAUGAAGCAUAACAAUACACCUGCGAGAUAUGAGAAUGAUGCACAGCUGACGGAUGAAAUGCUCUUCUGCAAAUUCCGAAACACUUCCCGGCUCGGAGAGCUUUGGGAUCAACCCAAGUGUAUUAUUCGUCCGGAAAAUGUUGCAAUUAUGACUAUUCAUGGGCCAUUGGCAAUGUACAAAGGGGAGACAAUCACGCUUGUUAAUAUAAAUAUUGGCUUUAUAAGACAUUAUCGAAGCGUGGAGCAAAGAGUUUUCCCGGGAGCUCUUGAUAGAAUGAUGUCACAUGCUCCAUUUAACAUUCUACCAAUAGAGCAGUGGGUUGAGCAAAACCUGACAAAAAAUAUAUUGAGCCGAGUAAAAUUGGUCUACGAUAUUGUUGAUGUGUCGUGUGAAGAGAAGAUAAAGAUGUAUAGCAUUGAAAAUGUUACGGCGCCUUGCUCAAUUGGGAAACAAGACCUGUUCACUAAACUAUAA
Caenorhabditis elegans is the source of this 1497-nucleotide messenger RNA. It is a transcript of the gene gtnt-8, whose product is annotated as Glycosyltransferase family 92 protein. Gene Ontology annotation, molecular function: glycosyltransferase activity. Gene Ontology annotation, cellular component: membrane. The transcript has 9 exons. Bases 1 to 1497 code for a protein of 498 amino acids. The record is from RefSeq and is marked reviewed. NCBI's taxonomy places the organism in Eukaryota, Metazoa, Nematoda, Chromadorea, Rhabditida, Rhabditidae.